AUAAAGAUCAGUUAUUUACCACGUGUUUAAAUAACUUACAAAUAAAAUUGCAAGUUGUUUUUGAAGAAGAUGGCAAAGCUGUAUGUCCAUUUGGUAAAAAGAAGUGAAGAAGACUUUAUACUAGCCGGAUUAUCAGAAGAUAAGAAGCUAUGGUGUACUCUACCUGAUGAUCAGCAGGACUUAUUGCAACACAAGGUACUGUGUUCAAAAUCUACCGUAAAAAGUGCGAUUGCAUCAAUCAAACCAAUUAAAGGUUAUCGUAAAAUAGGACUUAAAUUGGACGAUGACCUAAAAAGAGAAUACUUUGACAAAGAUGAUAAUUUGUGUUUCAAAAAUUCUCCUCUGGAAGAAUCUCUCGUAGUAUCAGAUACAAGCUGGUCCGAAAGAGAAAUUAUUUUAGCCAAGAAAAUUGAGGAGUUAGAAAUUAAAUUAAUUCAGAGAGAUGAAAACAAAUUGCAAGAUGUUGAGAAGAAAUUUAUUUUACAAAAGUUUGACAAAACACAAAAUCCUACUGAAUGGUUCUCCCGAUUUGAGAGUGAGUGCGCAAGAAACAAAAUAAACAAUAUGCCACAGGUUAUUGAAGCGCUACGUUUUUUUUUAACUGGAUCCGCGAAUCGGUGGUAUGAUUCAAGUUUAAAAAAAAUAGGUUUGACUGAUUUACAUACAUGGCGAAAUUCUUUUCUAACUGUUUUCGGUGAUAAAGGCUGGAUUGAAGUGAGGAAAGCAUAUAACUUCAAGUAUUUAGGCGGCUCUCUAAUAGAUUAUGCUGUAACAAAAGAAAAUUUGUGUUUGGAAAUAGAAAGUAAUAGUACCUUGGUUUCUAGAAUAAACAUGAUUGUUAUUGGGCUACCAAUUGAAGUCCAAAAUGAACUAGAUCGGGAAGAAAUAAAUUCCAUCGAAAAGUUAUAUACUGCCUUGAGAAAAUUUGAUAAUCAAUACCAACGUGUAAGAGAGUAUACCUCGAAUGAUAGGACUGAAAAGGUAAACACAGGACUCCCACCUAAAAAGAAACAGACUGAGGUACAAACAAAAAGUCCAUGUUAUAUGUGUGAGACAUUGGGGUGGAAAAACCGAUUUCAUCCUACGUAUGAAUGUCGUAAUAAAACGUUAUAUACUCAGAGAAAAGAAUCGAAUUUUAUGGAAACAAAACAGAAUUUGGACAGUAUGGCUAAAAUGAUGAAAACAAAGUUCGACGGAAACACGUUAAACUAGAGAGCCCGGGGAAAUUGAU
This is a messenger RNA of Cimex lectularius (bed bug), 1231 nucleotides long. RefSeq lists its product as uncharacterized. Lineage: Eukaryota; Metazoa; Arthropoda; Insecta; Hemiptera; Cimicidae. The transcript has a single exon. The record is from RefSeq and is a predicted model, not a curated record. Bases 70 to 1212 code for a protein of 380 amino acids.